AUGGCGUCUCUGAACGACCUGCCGGACUGGGUGCUGGUGGAGAUAUUCUCGCUCCUCCCGGUGCGGGAGCGGGUCCGCAACGCCAGGGUCUGCCGCCGCUGGACGAGGCUCCUGCACGACCCUUUGAUGUGGCGACACGUUGACUUGCCACUCCAGGAGGUGCGCCCCAAGAUAGUCUGGCAUGUCCUCCGCCGCUACAUAGGGUCCAGGCUGCAGUCGCUGCACCUGCAGGGCUACCGAGUAUCACGCACCACCUUACUGGAUAUGCUCCCGGGGUUCUUCAAGGCAUUGAACAAGAAGUGCCCCCGCCUGCAGCGCCUGAGCCUGCAUCUGGCCAACCUGUUCUUCAUCCCCAUGGCAAGCCUGCCACGCACCCUGCGCCGACUGGAGAUCCACAGCUGUGACGUCUCCCAGGUCUGGAUGACAUGUAAGGAAGACGAGGGUGUGCUGCCACAUCUGGAGCAGCUGGUGCUGGAUCGAGUGCCCACCUUCCGGGACUUCCACCUGCAGCACCUCAGCAGCUUCCCGGCACUGCGCUCUCUCGUCCUGGCCGCCACCAACAGCCUUACUGAGGAGGGGCUGGGCAAAGGCCUGCAGGUGCUGAGCCACCUGCAGAGGAUCGAGGUGCUGGGCUGCACCAUCUCAGCUGACAGAGCUCUGCAGGCCAUCCGCAGUCACCUCCCUGACGUGCGCCACAUCCGGGUGACCAUCGAGGGCCUCUCCGACAGUGGCCUGAUGUUGCUGGAGGGGAUCCCCACACUGGAGAGCCUCGGUCUCUUGGCGACAACCAAUGCCUGGGACGAGUGCCCUUUUGCCACCAAACUGCUCUCCUCCUGCCUCGUGUUGACCCAGCUGAGGGUCCUAGAACUGCAGGGACAGGGCUGGGAGGGGCACGAAGCUGAGGCGAUGCUAAAGAAAGGACUGCCGAGCUGUCGGGUCAUUAUUGGGGUGGCUCUCCCCCAGACCAUGGACUGGUGGAAGUUCGUCAGCAAUCGGAAAAAGUCUAAUAAGAUUCCGUGGGAAAAGCUGUCUUCAACAAGGGUCGGAAUGCGGAAUCCAUGUGGGAAAAGGCAGAACUCUGUGGAGUGGCUAGAUCCAAAUGGCAGUGAGAAAGAUGGACAACCAAAUGUGCGCCUCUGCUGCUUUCCACAGCUGCAUUCCCUCCUCUUGGCCUGCACCUAUCUCCUCACUAGCAAGGGGCUGGAUUGGGGCCUGCUGGAGCUGAGUCACCUGCAAAGGAUCUAG
Messenger RNA from Suncus etruscus (white-toothed pygmy shrew), 1245 nucleotides. Its product is annotated as F-box/LRR-repeat protein 12-like. The record is from RefSeq and is a predicted model, not a curated record. Lineage: Eukaryota; Metazoa; Chordata; Mammalia; Eulipotyphla; Soricidae. The coding region runs from base 1 to 1245 and encodes 414 amino acids. The transcript is spliced from 5 exons. Gene Ontology annotation, molecular function: protein binding.